Messenger RNA from Laccaria bicolor S238N-H82, 1491 nucleotides. RefSeq lists its product as uncharacterized. NCBI's taxonomy places the organism in Eukaryota, Fungi, Basidiomycota, Agaricomycetes, Agaricales, Hydnangiaceae. The transcript is spliced from 15 exons. The record is from RefSeq and is a predicted model, not a curated record. The coding region runs from base 1 to 1491 and encodes 496 amino acids.
AUGGUUGCAAAUGCAAAGGACUGUCGAAUUGUUUGGCUAAAGUCGAUUGUUUGUCUAAUUCCAAUGUUCAUCAAACCAGACGGUGGUGGUUUUCCAGUGAAAGAGGGCUCGAUCUCUAGUGGUCCUACUCCCAUCGUCGUUCCGCCUGAGCAUGCUGCAUGGACGUUGGUUUUGUGUUUCGAUGGGACAGAUGACCAGCUCGAUGCGGAUAACUCGAGUGUCAUUGAAUUCUUCAGCAUGCUCACAAAAGACAACCCAGACAGACAGAUGGUGUACUACCAGGCUGGUAUAGGCACAUAUACGCCCCUGCAAAUUGCUACACCCCUGUUCGCAAAGUUCUCCAAGACUCUGGAUGAAGCUAUCGCGUGGAACCUUGACGCUCACAUCAUGGGCGGAUACGAGUUCUUGAUGCAAAACUAUAAAGCAGGUGACAGGAUCUGCAUCUUCGGCUUUUCCCGCAGCGCAUAUACUGCACGUUGCCUCGCCAGAAUGAUCCACAAAAUUGGGCUCCUACCAGUAUGCAACCACCAGCAAGUCCCAUUCGCAUACAAAAUGUACACGCACCCUGACAAGUUGGGUUGGAACCAAUCAAAUGCCUUCAAGAGGGCUUUUUCGAUCGACGUUGGUAUUGAGUUUGUUGGGGUUUGGGACACAGUCAACUCAGUAGGCCUAAUCCUGCGCUGCCUCCCAUCCACAACCUCAAACACCAUCAUCUCAAAUCUGUGGAACAGGCCUAAUGACAAUGAAAAGACGAUUAGUGUGACUGAUCAGCAUGUUGAGCUGAUUAAACAAAAGGCUGGGCUGCAUCCUAGUGAAUCUAGGUUGCAUGCACUUGAGAGGCAGUAUGGUGUUGAGAGGUUGAAGGUGAUGAAUAUUGAUGAGAUGGUGUUGUGUCUGCCAUUGGUUUGGUUUGCUGGAUAUCAUUGUGAUGUGGGUGGCGGUUCUGUCGCAAACGGUGCCAAACCUGUCCUAGCACGCAUCCCCCUCUGGUGGAUGAUCCGCAAAACCUUCAAACGCAAAACAGGAAUAAUGUUCCACACCGACAGACUCAAACUCAUCGGGCUCUCCCCCUUCUCACUCUACCCCCUCGUUUACCACACCCACCAGCCCUACCUGUCCCUGCGACACUCUCCCUCCUCCCCAUCCCCAAAACCCCUGGAGGAACCCAUAUACGACGCCGCUAAAUCCUUCCCCACCGAGUCGGAGGAAGAGCUCGACCUGCACAAUGCCCUGGCGCCUAUAUACGACCAGCUUUCGUUGAGUUGGUGGUGGUGGAUAUUGGAGGUUAUUCCGUUGAUGCAGAGGAGGCAGCGGAGCGAUGAUGUUUGGGUUACAUGGUUUGCAUGGAAUUGGGGAUGGGGGAGGGUUAUUCCGGGGCAGGGAAAGAAGGGGGUUAGGUUUCAUAGGAGUGUUAAGGCUAGGAUGGACGCACAGGGGGGGUAUAGCCCGAAGGUGAAUUUGGAUUUGGGGAGGGUUACUUGGGUUGAUUGA